This is a messenger RNA of Pimephales promelas (fathead minnow), 2551 nucleotides long. RefSeq names its product carnitine O-acetyltransferase a (gene crata). The record is from RefSeq and is a predicted model, not a curated record. Gene Ontology annotation, cellular component: peroxisome. Gene Ontology annotation, molecular function: carnitine O-acetyltransferase activity. Lineage: Eukaryota; Metazoa; Chordata; Actinopteri; Cypriniformes; Leuciscidae. Gene Ontology annotation, biological process: carnitine metabolic process, CoA-linked.
UCGUCCCUCGCGCGCCGUCUAGCGGUGGAGUGGAACAGCGCAGCAGUGAUGAUGGCGCUCAAGGGUUUUCUAACUGCAGCUAUCGUUCAGCCCAGUGGACUCUGACCGCUUCUGUCACUCCUCUCAGGCCUUGAUUUGGGGGGGUUUAGUGAACUUCAGUUAUGUUAGGCAUUCUUGCCAGAAAGAUGGUCAAGGCCGGCAUGGUGAAACCCUGCGGCCUGGUAAAACCAGUGUCAGUGACACGGAUCCAAGGUCGCUACUUGGCCCAUCAGGAGGGUCUGCCUAAGCUUCCAGUGCCACCCCUGAAACAAACAUGCGAUCGCUAUCUGGCUGCCUUGGAUCCCAUCGUGGACCCGGAGGAGCUGAAUCACACUCGGCAGCUGCUGGAGGAGUUCCAGAAGCCGGGCGGUGUAGGAGAGAGACUUCAGAAAGGCCUGGAACAACGAGCAAAGAAAAUGGAUAACUGGCUCUCUGACUGGUGGUUACAAACAGCCUACCUAGACUACCGGAUGCCUGUUGUUGUCCAUUCGAGUCCUGGGGUCGUCCUUCCCCGAAUGGUGUUCACUGACCGUCAAGGCCAAAUGAGAUAUGCUGCUAAAUUGAUCGCUGGGGUUUUAGAUUUCAAGAGCAUGAUUGACAAUGAAACAUUGCCAGUGGAGUAUCUGGGUGGAAAGCCACUCUGUAUGAACCAGUACUAUCAGGUGCUCUCGUCCUGCCGGAUCCCUGGAACAAAGAGGGACAACGUGGUCAACUACGCCUUGGACAAUAAACCCCCCACACAUAUCACUGUAGUGCACAACUUUCAGUUCUUUGUGCUGGAUGUAUACAACAGUGACGGCACACCACUGACCGUAGACCAGAUCUACAUUCAGCUGGAGAAGAUCUGGAGCUCCUCCUUACAGUCCAACAAAGAGCCAAUCGGCAUCCUCACCUCCAACCACCGCAACAGCUGGGGCAAAGCCUACAACAACCUCAUUAAGGAUAAAACUAAUAAAGAGUCAGUAAGAGCCAUUCAGAAGAGUAUCUUCACAGUCUGUCUGGAUGCUGCCCUACCGCGAGCGUCUGAUGACAUGUACCGUACCCGAGCUGGGGUUCAGAUGCUGCACGGUGGGGGCAGCAGGUGGAACAGUGGAAAUCGCUGGUUCGACAAAACAUUGCAGUUUAUCAUUGGAGAGGAUGGGACAUGUGGACUGAUCUAUGAACAUGCCCCCGCUGAGGGUCCCCCUAUCGUGUCACUGAUCGACCAUGUGGUGGAAUAUACGAAAAAGUCAGAGAUGGUCCGUACCCCAAUGGUCCCGCUGUGUAUGCCUAAGAAGCUUCGUUUCAACAUCACAGCAGAGAUCAAAAACGACAUUGAGGAGGCCAAACAAAACAUGAACAUCAUGGUUCAUGACUUGGACAUGAAAAUCAACGUGUUCUCCCAUUUUGGCAAAGAUUUCCCAAAGUCGCAGAAGAUGAGCCCUGAUGCUUUUAUUCAGAUGGCUCUCCAGUUGGCUUACUACAGGGUUUACAAGCGCUGUUGUCCCACCUAUGAGAGCGCUUCUCUCCGCAUGUUCAGACUGGGCCGAACCGACACCAUACGCUCAACCUCAGUUGACUCGGCCAGAUUCGUCAAGGCCAUGGAUGACCCAGCCAAACAUAACACAGAGAAAGUGGCUCUGCUAGACAAAGCUGUUAAAGCACACAGAGCUUACACAGACAUGGCCAUCCGAGGUCAAGCCAUCGACAGACAUUUGCUCGGACUGAAACUGCAGGCUAUUGAGGACCUGGCUGCCCUGCCAGAGAUAUUCAUGGAUACCUCAUAUGCUGUGGCACUGCACUUCAACCUCUCCACCAGCCAAGUGCCAGCUAAAACAAACUGUGUGAUGUGCUUCGGUCCAGUGGUACCUGACGGUUAUGGCGUGUGCUACAACCCCAUGGAUACUCACAUUAACUUCUCAGUCUCUGCUUUCAACAGCUGCCAGGACACUAACGCAGCACAUCUGGCCCAAGGUCUUGAGGACGCUCUGAUAGACAUGAAGACCCUCCUGGAGCAGACGCCCAAAGCCAAGCUUUAAGGACAAUUAUGUCAAUCAGACUUGAUCUUUGACCAGUUCGAUCGAGACAUUUGAGUUUACCUUACCACAGUACUCGAGGACAGGAAUUUGAAGAGAAUUUUUAUUUUAUAUUUGACCAGUUCAGACCAGAGUUGCCUGGACUCCAUUGCCUUGACACUAAUUAAUAAUCCUUAACUUUUUAUAUGUUUAUGUGCUUCUGUUUGUUUUAACAGACAAAAAUCAAUAAGGUUUUUCAAUCAAGUUUUGCUGAUUGGUGUUUUCUUUGUAUUGACUUUUCUCAGUAGGCUACAGAAAAUGUACCCGAUAUUUGCAUUAUGGUAAUUCUGUGGUUAAAACUGCUCAUGUGAUUGUACAUUGUAAAUUAUAUAUAAAUGUAAGCAAAUACAGAAAAAAAGUUUAAAUGCUAUGAUGUGAAUAGUGACAUUUGAGAGCUAGUUCUUUGCACAAUAUUGUAAAUUGCAUUAAUAUGUUUUUAAUAAAUAUUAUGUCACAUA